AGAGCUCGACAUGAGCGGACGAAAAUCAUGAAACUGCGCCUUGGCUCUAGUUGGCUGGUGUACCUGUGCUUGUACCUCUUCGUGGAUCUCCAUGGACACCUUUCGCAGGCAGCCAACAUCUUGGGUGUUUUUCCCUUCUGGCAGCCCUCACCCUACCAAGUGGUGCGGCCCUUAAUGAAGGCGUUAAUCAAACGUAGCCACAAUGUGACCCUUAUAACACCCGCUGCGGUACUGGAUGACAUCGAGGGAGUACGACACAUACGCGUGCCCAUGCUAGACCAACAAUGGCAUGAUAUGAUCAACUCUGAUCAAUUGCUGGAAUUCUUUCGGAACAAGUGGACGGAGGGCGUGAUGGCCUCCGCACUGUUUUACAAUAUUUCCCAAGCUAUCCUCGGCCACGAUGGUGUUCAACGGAUGCUGCGAGAUAAGAACGAGCACUUUGAUAUGAUCAUAAUGGAUACAAACCAUUUUGAAGCCCUUUACGGUCUGGCCGAGUACUACAAUGCCUCCCUGAUGGGUUUGUCCUGUGUGCGCCAAAGUUGGCACACAGAAGCACUGGCGGGAAAUCCGGCACCGAGCAUCAAUGACCCCAUCUCCCCGAUGGGCUAUUCCAUGGGCCAUUCCUUGUUUAGCAUGAUCUACAACUGGUUGUUCAUCACCGAGGAGAAAAUGCUGGAGAGUCUCGUCAUCCGAUCAGCUCAGCUGCGCGUCUUUAAGAAGUACUUUGGGUACUCAGCGCAGAAGUUUGAAGACUUGAGGGCCAGCUUCUCGGUUAUCCUGAUCAAUAGUCACUUCAGCAUGGGAAGGGUGCGAGCCAAUGUGCCCAAUCUCAUCGAGGUGGGAGGAUUGCACCUCAGCGAAACGCCGGAACCUUGCGAUUCCGAGCUACAGAGAUUUAUGGACGAGGCGGAACACGGAGUCAUCUACUUUUCGAUGGGCUUGGACAUUAUGGUCAGUUAUCUGCCGGAGAGCAUGCAGCAGCCACUCCAGCAGGCCUUCUCCCGAGUGAAACCGAGGAUUGUAUGGAAGAACGAGCUAGCCACGACACCUAAUAAAACGGACAAGCUAUAUGCAAUAGCGAAGGCUCCUCAGCGCCAGAUACUGGCCCAUCCAAAUGUCCGGCUGUUCAUUACUCAAGGAGGACUACUCAGCGUGUUGGAGGCAAUAGACAGCGGAGUUCCAAUGCUCGGUCUACCGUUGUUCUUUGACCAAUUUAUUAAUAUGGAUCGAGCAAAGCAAUGUGGCAUAGCCGAGGUCUUGGACUCUAAUAACCUCAACACCGAUACAGUAACCAAAACCAUUCAGGAACUCCUCGAGAACCCGAAGUAUGGUUUCAGAGCCGAGAAGAUGUCCAAGUCUUUCAGGGACAGACCCAUGAGUCCCCUGGACACUGCUGUUUGGUGGACAGAGUACGUAUUAAGACACCGUGAUGCUAAGCACAUUCGCCUAAAUAAGGAGGACAUUUCCGUGGUCCAGUACUACCGAUUGGAUUAUCUGCUUACGUAUUUAACCCGCGUUGGCUUUGUUGUGGGAGUGCUUCUAUUUCUGAGCUUUAGGCUAUUUCGGAAAAUCCGAGCAGCACAGAGUCGCCCUUUGGAAAGACAAAUAGCCUACAUGCAAAUUAUAAAUUUUGAAGAAUCGGAUUAACAUAUACGUUAACAGUAUUAUAUACUCUUAAAAUAAAUGUUCAAAAUAACUCUCUGUUAGUAUAAAUUAUCACAGUAAAAGUAUGCUUUUAAAAAACAUA
Molecule: messenger RNA, 1747 nt
Organism: Drosophila serrata
Lineage: Eukaryota; Metazoa; Arthropoda; Insecta; Diptera; Drosophilidae
Product: UDP-glucosyltransferase 2-like
Molecular function (GO): UDP-glycosyltransferase activity
Source: RefSeq, a predicted model, not a curated record